This is a messenger RNA of Peromyscus maniculatus bairdii (prairie deer mouse), 4298 nucleotides long. RefSeq names its product FLVCR choline and heme transporter 1 (gene Flvcr1). Gene Ontology annotation, molecular function: heme binding; heme transmembrane transporter activity. Lineage: Eukaryota; Metazoa; Chordata; Mammalia; Rodentia; Cricetidae. Gene Ontology annotation, cellular component: mitochondrion; membrane. Gene Ontology annotation, biological process: heme export; erythrocyte differentiation; mitochondrial transport. The record is from RefSeq and is a predicted model, not a curated record.
GCUGCAGGGUAGGAGAGUGGAGGGGCGGCGGGGCGGGGAGCCGGGAGGCAUGGCGCGGCCCGACGAGGAGGAGGAGGGGCCGGCCGUGGCGCCCGGGCACCCGUUAGCAAAGGGAUACCUUCCGGUGCUGAGGGGCGCCCCGGAUGGGGAGGCGCGCACGGAGCCGCCUGAUGGGCCCGAGGCGGAGAACGGAGGCCCGGGUCACGGCUCCGUGGUCGCGGGAGCUCCGGACGGGCCGCAAGGCCUGCUGGCGGCGGCGGAGGAGGAGGAGACCCAGGCCCGGCUGCUCCCCGCGGGCGGUGGGGAGGACGGCCCGGGCCCCACGCGCUCCCCGCGCACGGCGCUGUCGCCGCGGCGCUUCGUGGUGCUGCUCAUCUUCAGCGCGUACUCGCUGGUCAACGCCUUCCAUUGGAUCCAGUACAGCAUCAUCAGCAACGUGUUCGAGGGCUUCUACGGUGUGUCGGCGCUGCACAUCAACUGGCUGUCCAUGGUGUACAUGCUGGCCUACGUGCCCCUCAUUUUCCCGGCCACCUGGCUGCUGGACACGCGAGGACUGCGGCUCACGGCGCUGCUGGGCUCCGGCCUCAACGGCCUGGGCGCCUGGGUCAAGUGCGGCAGCGUGCAGCGGCACCUCUUCUGGGUCACCAUGCUGGGGCAGAGUCUGUGCUCCGUGGCCCAGGUCUUCAUUCUAGGCUUGCCCUCUCGCAUCGCCUCGGUGUGGUUUGGACCCAAGGAGGUGUCGACGGCUUGUGCCACCGCGGUGCUGGGCAACCAGCUUGGAACUGCAAUUGGCUUCUUGUUGCCACCUGUUUUAGUGCCCAACACACAGAAUAACACAGACCUUCUGGCUUAUAACAUCAACACCAUGUUUUACGGAACAGCAUUCAUCUCCACACUUUUAUUUUUUUUAACAGUAAUUGUGUUCAAGGAAAGGCCUCUGUUACCACCAAGUCAGGCUCAGGCAGCUCUGAGAGACAGUCCUCCUGCGGAGUACUCCUACAAGACUUCUAUCUGGAACCUCUUCAGAAACAUCCCCUUUGUUCUCCUGCUGAUCAGUUAUGGUAUUAUGACUGGAGCAUUUUAUUCAGUUUCAACAUUAUUAAAUCAAAUGAUAUUGACACAUUAUGAGAGAGAAGAGGUGAAUGCUGGAAGAAUUGGGCUAACGCUGGUGGUAGCUGGAAUGGUGGGCUCUAUUCUUUGUGGCUUAUGGCUGGAUUACACCAAAACCUACAAGCAGACGACUCUGAUCGUGUACAUCCUGUCUUUCAUUGGGAUGCUUAUAUUUACUUUCACGCUGGACCUUGGGUACAUCAUUGUGGUGUUUGUCACUGGGGGCUUCCUUGGUUUCUUCAUGACCGGUUACCUCCCUCUGGGCUUUGAGUUUGCUGUUGAGAUCACUUACCCUGAGUCUGAGGGCACAUCCUCUGGACUCCUCAAUGCUGCUGCACAGAUAUUUGGAAUUUUAUUCACAUUGGCUCAAGGAAAGCUCAUGUCCGACUACACACCUCAAGCAGGAAACAUUUUUCUCUGUGCCUGGAUGUUCUUAGGCAUCAUUUUGACAGCAUUGAUCAAAUCUGAUCUGAGAAGACACAACAUAAACAUGGGGCUUACAAACGGUGACAUGAAAGCGGUGCCAGUUGAUAGUCUGAUAGAUGAGAAACCAAAAGUGGUGAUGUCUAAGCAGUCAGAAUCUUCACUCUGAAGAGGGGAAGGCACCCGCCCUCAGCGUGGGGAUGUGGCAUCGUCCUUGGGGAGCUGUGUGAGUGGUGAGGACACUUACUUGGAAAGUAUUGGGGGAACUCUGGACUCUGAAUAUCAUUUUGGUUUAUUGUUAUUAAGCAACAUUUUGCUUACAUCUCAACACUACCAUUUAUCUAAUAUUGUCUGUUUUCAGCUGUGUAUUGUGUCUAUGAAAGUAACAUUUUUGACAUUUUUCUCAGGAUUUUUUUUUAAUGGGGAAUUUAGAACCAUAAGGCAGGUAAGAGUGUGUGCAGUUCACAUGUAAACAUGUCCAGUGCAUUUCCAGUUAGCUGUCAUCUCACUGGAAUGGCCACAUCAGGAAACUGACCCACUGGAGGACAGGAUGGGAUCAGGAUCCCAGAGAAGUCCUCCGAUGUUUCCCAUCCUUUAUACUCUUGUUAUACACUAUGUUGGUUCUGUGCCACAAAAAAAAACAAAAAACAAAAAAACAAAAACAAAAAACAGUUGUAUGCACAGAUUAAAUUCGUUACACUCUGGUUAGAUGAAGCACAUGUAGAUCAUCUGGAGUUCCUCUCUGUGCUGCCUUCAUACAAAUACUGUAUUUUUCAGUGCAACUUGAAAUAGAAUACCUUUAUUUUUACUCAUCUGUGUUACAAGCUAGCUCAUGAUUUCUUUUCUUUUCUUUCUUUCAGCCUGAUCUACAGAGUGAAUUCCAGGACAGCCAGGGUUUCUCUGUGUAGCCCUGGCUGUCCUGGAAUUCACUCUGUAGAUCAGGCUGGCCUUGAACUCACAGAGACCCACAUGCCUCUGCCUCCCAAGUGCUGAAAUUAAAGCCGGUGGUUUCUUAUGUCACAUCUGUAUUUGCCGUGGAGAUGCCUAAGACAGGGAGUCUGGGCUAACUUCACAGAGCCCAUGUCUCUCUAUUCUGCGGAGAGCCCUCGAAAUACUAAGUGCUGUGUUCCAGGAUCAUUUCUCUGACCAUCAUCCUCUGAGUAAUGCCAGCCUUUGCACAUGUUCUUGAGUGCUGGGGACAGCUUCUCCUCCACUACAGAGUGUAUGUAGAACCACUCUGUGGAUAUCGUAUCUCUUUUACAUGCUCAGGGCAAGGAGAAUGGGACCAAGUGAGUUUUCACAGUGCCUACCACUGUGUCUUGUUUACAGUGAGAAUUAAAUGUCAUUGAUGUUCUGACUCUAAGCAUAUUGUCAUGUCAUUUGAGCAACAAUAAUAUUUAAAUAGUGUAAUUUUAUAAAUUUUAUUAAAAAUUUAUGUAAUAUCAAAAUGCAUGAAGAAAAGCCAAUUAUGUAAUGAAUAUGUUUGAAGCAAAUGCAAGUUUGAUUUAGGCAAAAUAUGCAUUGAUUUAUUUUGAUAUUAUAUUAUUCUCUUUUAUCAAAUUACUAUAAAUUAUGUGGAAUCUGACACUGGAAAAUGUAUUGGAAGAACUUAAUAUCACUCAGCAUCAGGAAUUCUGGUUUUGUGUCCUUGGUGUUUCUAGCAUGGUAACUCUGGACACUUCAUUUAACCUCUCUGGCAGAAUUUUCGUGAUCAGUGAAAUGAAUGCUUUCACUUUGAUCUAAAACAGUGGUUCUCAACCUGUGAGUUGCGACCCUUCUGGGAGUUGAACGACCCUUUCACGGGGAUUGCAUGUCAGAUAUCCUGCAUAUCAGAUGUUUAUAUUAUGAUUCAUAACAGUAGCAAAAUUACAGUUAUGAAGUAGCAAUGAAAUAAUUUUAUGGUUGAGGGAUCACCACAACAUGAGGAACUGAAUUAAAAGGUCACAGCAUUAGGAAGGUUGAGAAUCACUGAUCUAAAAGAUCUUUCAAAAAUAUUGUCACUCAUCAUGGAGUAGACCACAGGAACUUAGAAAUCUAGCUAGAGAACAACUCCAUGGACAACUGAAUAAACAAUGUGAUUGCUCCUGUGUAGAGACAGGGGACUUUCAAGUAGCCUUUUAACCUUUGAGUCAGUCUGUAGUAGUUCAGGCAGAAUCUGUGUAAUCAAUAACUUCUUGUGAUAUUUAUGUCACAGGUUAAAAAUGACCAAAAACAGUCUCCCCCAACUGUUUCUGUUUUUAAACUGACAGUGCUGUUUACAACAAUCAUGUGCGUUUUUGCGUCCUGGAGCUUUGAACAAGUCACAGAUGGAAGUUAUGACUCAAUGUCUGAAAGCGUAUGUGUGCUUUGUUUGUCACUGUUUGGAAAGGGAUAAAGUUUGAUGUAAUAAUGCAAAAUGAAUUAAUGAUGUUUUCAGUAUUUUAAGUGAAUGUUAUGGAUACUAUGUCAGGUGAGAAUUUGAUAUAAUUCUGUGUCAUGGUUUUAGAAAUAGUGAUUAUCACCUGUGUCAACUUUAGCCAGAUGAUUUUAGGAACAAAAUUAGAUGUUCUCAAAAGCUGUUGCAUUUGUAAAUACUGUGAACAUAGCUUUUGUCUUUUGAGAAUGUUGGAGAACGUCUUGUGUGAGAAGGUUUGUGUUAGUACCUGGAACAGUGCCUGUGUCUGAUGUCUUAAUUCCUAUUCUUAUUUUUGCUAUUUUUAUAAUUUCAUUAUGUGCUUGUUCUUCAUUAUUUCAUACUUGAAAUAAAUUUAUUUUUUUUAAUGCUA